Anneissia japonica is the source of this 3534-nucleotide messenger RNA. RefSeq lists its product as uncharacterized. The annotation marks the transcript as partial. The record is from RefSeq and is a predicted model, not a curated record. The transcript has 17 exons. NCBI's taxonomy places the organism in Eukaryota, Metazoa, Echinodermata, Crinoidea, Comatulida, Comatulidae.
UCUUCUUUUUUAAAAAAUGUUAUUACCUAUAAUUAUUUUUAUUAACAGUAUUAAUUAAUUAGUUGAUUAGUUAUUUAGGUAUUUAUUAUUAAAUGCUACAGAAAACUGUCGUAAAUUUGUAGGGGAAUGGUAUUGAUACACGAAGCAUUGUGAUUGGCUAAAUGUACUGAUGAUGAUCAUGAGGACGAGACGACGGUGGUAUGGUAAUGUUGCGCGCAUAGUUUUACUGGUUUUGCCUUUGCUGGGUGGUGCAGAGUAUUGAUAUUAAUUUUGAAAAAUAUGGAUGCGACACAAAAGCGUUUUGCAUGUCUUUUGGAGGCUAGCCGGCGAGGUUUUACACUUAAAACCGACCCAAGUGGUUCCGGAAACAGAUGUUUUUACCAAUGUAUUGCCAGUUAUCUGUCGGCAAAGGAACAUGAGGUGUUCAAAAUUGUCCAACUUUUUAUGUUGGCAAACCAGAUCGUUCAUUCAGUAGAGGAUGGUGUUCUGCAGCAACAAAACCUGUUUGAGUUCUUGUCCAAUGCUGAUUUUCCCAAUCUCACAGAAAGGCCAGCUACAUGGGAGCAGUGUGUCAUAGCUCUUCAAGAUCAGAUGGCCAGUCAUGUUGUCAUACGGGCAGCUGCGACAAUCUUCUCUUUCAAUUGUAACAUCAUCGAUUGGAGAGGGAGAAUCACAGUUGCAAAACCCUUCGGUGAGGUACGAUCUGGGAUCUCAGAUGUCUUCCUUGCGUACACUGGCGACCACUAUAUGCUUCUUACAUCAAAUGUUUGUUAUCGGCCCAUCAGAAUGAACGAUAAAGCUUCUGAGAGACAUAAAGGGGCCGAAAUGUUUUAUCACUCCGGACCAGAAGAGUAUUACCCAGGAAUCAGUGUGUUCAAGGGAAGGCCAAUAAAGCUUGAUGAACUGUCAUGUGAAAGUAUUAAUCAUGAUACGAAGGAUGAUUACACAUACAUUUUAUCUGAUGAGAGCGAGACCAUUAGCCGUGUCAAAAAAAGAUCAAAAAAGGACAUAAAAAACAAAAAACCUCAGAAUACAAAGGAUGAUUGCACAUAUAGGUGUAUUAUAUCUGAUGACAGCGAGGAUAACAUCAGCUGUGUAAAAAAGAGACCAAAAAAGCGCAUAAAUAAUGAAAAGCACGAGAAUACGGAGGAUAAUUACACAUAUAUCAUAUCUGAUGAGAGUGAGGAGAACGUCAGCCAUGUAACGAGACUAAAAACGCAUAUAAAAAAAGAAAAAUAUGAGAAUACAAAGGAUGAUUGCACAUAUAGGUGUAUUAUAUCUGAUGACAGCGAGGAUAACAUCAGCUGUGUAAAAAAGAGACCAAAAAAGCGCAUAAAUAAUGAAAAGCACGAGAAUACGGAGGAUGAUUACACAUAUAUCAUAUCUGAUGAGAGUGAGGAGAACGUCAGCCAUGUAACGAGACUAAAAACGCAUAUAAAAAAAGAAAAAUAUGAGAAUAUGAAAGAUGAUUCCACCUAUAUCAUAUCUGAUGAGAGUGAGGAGAAUGUCAGCCAUGUAACAAGACCAAAAAAGCAUAUAAAAAAAGAAAAACAUGAGAAUGCGGAGAAUGAUUACGCAUAUAUCAUAUCUGAUGAGAGUGAGGAGAACGGCAGCUAUGUAACGAGACCAAAAAAGCCUAUAAAAAAAGAAAAACGUGAGAAUACAAAGGAUGAUUGCACAUACAGGUGUAUUCUAUCUGAUGACAGCGAGGAUAACAUCAGCCGUGUAAAAAAGAGACCAAUAAAACACAUAAAUAAUGAAAAGCAUGAGAAUGUGGAGGGUGAUUACACAUAUAUCAUAUCUGAUGAGAGUGAGGAAAACGUCAGCUAUGUAACGAGACCAAACAAGCAUAUAAAUAAAGAAAAACAUGAGAAUACAGAGGAUGAUUGCACAUAUAGGCCUAUUAUAUGUGAUGAGAGCAAGGAUAACAUCAGCUGUGUAAAAAAGAGAACGAAGAAGCGCAUAGAAAAAGAAAAACCUCAGGGAGUUUUUUUAAUGGAAGAACUAGUCAGUUCGAUGAGUGGUCUUAGUUCUGCUGAUGUCACACCAAACAAACCAAAGAGAAAGGCAACUAAAUGCUUAUUUUCAGAGGAUGAGGACACAGAUGAUAUUCUGUUGCAGAAGGGUAAGAGGACUUACAUUAAUCAAACAAAUAUUGAAAAGAUGGAUGCAGUGCAAGUGGAUAAAAUCCCACCUACUCCUAAUGGUACUGUAAAGUUCCAGGUAGCGUAUAAUAAAAAAGAACCACUUUCCAAUAUUUGUGAUAGUUGGAACUGGCAGCGUGCCCAGCCUUGCAAAAGACGUGGAUUUUGUAAGGGUGGCAGACGGACGUUACAGAUUUGUGGCGGCUCCUUGGUGUGUCACAAUAUGGAUUGUGCGUAUAACAAAAUCUACAAGAUGUCAAAUAAAGUGGAUUUCAGUAAGAGAAAGAACUGUUUACAUUGUAAUCAAGAAGCCUUCAAAAUUGAUUGUGCUGCAAGAAAAUAUGUGGAAAAUGAUCGAUGCCAUAAAAUCAUGACAGUUUAUUAUGUCGGAGAGCACAUUUGUUCACCACGCGCUAUUGAAACAUUGCCCAACAAAGAUGAAGUAGAAGAUAUUAUUCGCACAAGGCCAACAAUUACAACCGGCCAAAUCCAGUUGGAAAAAGUCAGAGAGGCAUUGCUAGAUGGCAGGGAUGCAAAUGAGGUAGAAUGCGUUGCCCAGAAAUUCAGCAACUCAAGGCACCUUCGGUAUCUUCGAAGCUUGGUAAAUGAAAAAUCGAGACCUGGGGGGUCAGACAUUGAGGCAGUUCGUCUUUUAAAGGAGGAUUUUGAAAAACGAGGUUUAGAUCAUAAUUUGAUUUUAGAAGUUGGAGAAGAUUAUGUGUUACUUUCAAGUGAACAGAAACUUAAAAUGGCAGCCCUCAUUACCAUUAAUAAAAUUAAUGAACCAGUCAGUCUUGAUGGAUGUGAAAGUCAUGCCAGAGACUACACAGAACUAGAAUUGACAACAUAUGUUCCAGUUUUAAGAAGGAAUGUAAAACUUGCCAAUAUAUUUGUACCAAAACCUGGAGAAAACUCAGAAAAUGUCCAGAAACUGGUGGAAAAAUUUGAUAAAGCUGUGAACGAAAUAUUGCCAUUAGUUGCCUUAGAAUAUAACCUUAAGUCAGAAGAAUUUCUGGGUAAGGGUCUGGAUGCCUCUGCUUACGUCGGAGAUGAGGGAGGCGCCUUAUGGGGAGGUCUAUGUAAAGCAAAGGGUGAUCAUAUUAAAAACAAAACUAUAUCAGAUUUCUUUCAUUUUAAACAAGAUCUGAAUCGACAUAAGGUCUACUUUCAAAAUGAUAAGGAUAAAGCAAAAUUUCAAACAUUGAUGCUUGAGGCCUAUAAUGCAGUCACAUCUAUUCAGGCAGACGAAGCAGAAAAGGCCCUAGAAAAAUUAAUAUCUAAGCAGUCCAGCAAUCCAACAAAAAUGAUGAAUUACAAAAUGUGGUGGUGGAGGAGAAGGGUUCGGUGGCAGAAGUGGUGUAAAACCUAUUCUUCAUGUUCAGCGUCCUCU